AUGCACCGCAUAUUUCCGCCUGCAUAUCCGCGCACGCGCUCCAACAGACCUCUGCAUCGCCUCCGACCUCAACUCAGACAGAACCCAAUCCGUCUUCUAUCCAUCUCUGACAAUACUUCCGACUCUGACAAUAAUCUCCAGAUUCUGACAUGUGGUCAGCUUGUGCCUGUGCUCAAGUCAAGGGUUCGUCCAUAUGAGAAUCUUGCACUGCGUCAACUCUCGCUGGCUCAAGAGAAUGCCAUUAUCAACUGCUAUGACCUUUCUGAUUUAAUCGAUGGCCCUGAAAUCGAUCCAGAUGACCCCCAUGAACAUGAGCAUGUGUAUGAUGAGUAUCCGGCAUCCAUACUGCGAAGCCCGUAUUUAGCAACAUACAAACCCGACGAUAGUCUCAAAGGGAAAGUUGCCAGAUACCUUGGUUGUGUCAUAUCCAUACAAUCCCGACCUCCGCUCCGGGCUCCUGGAACUCCGAACUCCGACUUCCAGAGCCCUACUUCCCUUCCGUCACCUUCUCCUUGCCAACUCCCAAGAGGUUAUCCCACCUCCGGCUCGGACACCACCUUCGGUCCGACUCCGGAACAUUCCGGGUCCGACCCCAACCUCGACACCUUCCAGACGAAACCUCCGGUCUUAGCUCCGACCUCGGACUUUUGA
Cantharellus anzutake is the source of this 651-nucleotide messenger RNA. RefSeq lists its product as uncharacterized. The transcript is spliced from 3 exons. Bases 1 to 651 code for a protein of 216 amino acids. The record is from RefSeq and is a predicted model, not a curated record. Lineage: Eukaryota; Fungi; Basidiomycota; Agaricomycetes; Cantharellales; Hydnaceae.